Molecule: messenger RNA, 1734 nt
Organism: Cryphonectria parasitica EP155
Lineage: Eukaryota; Fungi; Ascomycota; Sordariomycetes; Diaporthales; Cryphonectriaceae
Product: CBF-domain-containing protein
Exons: 1
Coding region: 7-1650 (547 amino acids)
Biological process (GO): ribosome biogenesis
Cellular component (GO): nucleolus; small-subunit processome; Noc4p-Nop14p complex
Source: RefSeq, a predicted model, not a curated record
AGCAAGAUGCCGGCCAUAGUGACGGAGCCUACGACGAAGCGCAAGCGUCCUGCCACGAAAGACCUGCCAAAGAAGCGCCCACGAGCAGGCCAAGACGACGACCAUGUCGAUAACUCCGAGGUCGACAUUCUCUCCCUCGAGACCGCUAUACUCGAGUCUAAGAAGAAUUACAACAACAUCACGGUCCUUCUCGACACCGCAAGGAGCCUGGAAGAGGAUGAGGAUACGGCGCUCCUUGCUGUCAUUGCCCUGUGCAGGGUCUUCGUUCGACUUCUAGCCGCCGGCGCUCUGCUUAGGAAGAAGAGCAUGCCCGAAAAGGAUGUCGUUGUCGUGCACUGGCUCAGGGAUCGUCUCGCCGAGUACCACGAGAUCCUCUUAUCCAUGUUUUCUCUCGAGGACUACGCAAUGACUAUCCUCACACUGUCCAUGCGACUCUUGAAGACGGAGGGCCAGUACCCACAGAGUGAAAGGGAUGCCUACUGCUUUCCGAAGUCGUUCCUCAAGGAUAUUGUUGGUGCGCUGUGUCAGUCUCUGGUCGACCCAGCCGUGCGGGCGGAAUUCGUCAGCAACUUCGUCGAUGAGUUUGAGGAUGUGCGGCUCUACACUUUUAAGGCAGUCCACGACAUCAUCGGGGAGCAAAGCGCAGCGUCGUCACCGGACUCAACCUUUGACAUUCUCUUUGAGCUCCUCUCGUCGAUCGAAGGCGUGCCGGAGUCGUCUGAAGAGCUCGAGGACUUCUAUGUUGACCCACCGGAGAAGAAGAAGGGCCACGAGCUGUUUUCUAUAGCAAAACACAAGAAACAGGCACAAGAGGCAUGGCUUGCGCUGAUGAGGCUUGAGAUGGACAAGGACCAGAGGAAACGGCUGCUGGAUGUCGUGUCGAGGGUCGUCGCACCCUGGUUUAUCAAGCCCGAGCUCCUCAUGGACUUCCUUACCGACUGCUACAACACCGGCGGCUCAAUGUCUCUGCUCGCCCUUUCUGGGGUCUUCUACCUCAUCCAGGAGAGGAACCUCGACUAUCCGGCAUUCUACACCAAACUCUACUCCUUGCUCGAUGCCGACAUACUACACUCAAGAUAUCGCUCGAGAUUCUUCCGCCUGCUCGACACCUUUCUAGCCUCAUCACAUCUGCCGGCAGCACUGGUCGCAAGCUUCAUCAAGCGUCUCGCCAGGCUCAGUCUGAAUGCCCCGCCGAGCGCGAUAGUGACCAUCGUGCCUUGGAUGUACAACCUGUUCAAAAAGCACCCAACUUGUACCUUCAUGAUGCACAGGAUACCGAGGACGGACGAAGAGAAGGAGAGGCUUGCUGACGAGGGCAUGCAGGACCCCUUCUUGCAAGAUGAGGAGGAUCCGAUGGAGACUCGCGCUAUCGACAGCUGCAUCUGGGAGAUCGUGCAGCUUCAGUCACACUACCACCCCAACGUGGCAACUAUUGCCAAGAUCAUCUCGGAGCAGUUCACCAAGCAGUUCUACCAGCUGGAAGAUUUCCUUGAUCAUUCAUAUGGGAGUCUCAUAGAAGCCGAAAUGACCAAGAACGUCAAGAAAGCUCCGGUCGUCGAGUUCCAGAUCCCGAAGAGGAUGUUCCUGCCUCAGGAUGCAGGUUCGGGGGUUGAGGAUGGCUUGUUGGUCAAACUCUGGGAGUUCCAGUAGAGAGGAACAUCAAUGGCAGAAUGAAUACACAGAUUUUUGAUACCCUGACACAUCCUAAAAAGAAGAAUGGAUAUGAUUUUGCAA